Leptosia nina is the source of this 1701-nucleotide messenger RNA. Lineage: Eukaryota; Metazoa; Arthropoda; Insecta; Lepidoptera; Pieridae. The record is from the annotation of a GenBank genome assembly.
AUGAAUUCGGUAUUUUCAGCAAAACUCGCCUUGAGUGGACACUCAAAGUCUUCGCGAGUUGAUGCGAAGGGAGGCAUCUACUUGACAACUAAAAAUGGAACAUUUCCAAUAUCGCUGACGUCCUUAGACCCGGACAGCACUACGGAGCAUAUAGCUUCAAAGUUCUUUACGGGGACCGUUGAAAAUCUCGCCGGGAACGAGAGCUCAACGUGGCAGGAUGCGACCGAAGAAUUUCUGUUCACCAAUUACUUUAAUACCACGUACGACGAGGUCAAUUCGAGCGACGCCAAAGUUAACCAGAAACGAAGCAUUAAUGACGCCGUGUCCAAGAACAUUACGGUGGUAUUGGAGAACUUGCUGAAGAAUUACGAGAAAUCUCAGUUGCCGACGCACGGGCAAGGUUAUCCCACAGUCGUACAAACGAAUAUUUUAAUACGCAGCAUGGGACCCGUUUCCGAACUUGAUAUGGAUUAUUCCAUGGAUUGCUAUUUCCGGCAAUACUGGCGCGACACACGCUUGUCCUUCCUCGGUCCAAUACGAUCUUUGUCUCUAUCUAUCAAAAUGUUGGAGAGGAUUUGGCGGCCCGACACGUACUUCUAUAAUGGGAAACACUCCUACGUCCACACGAUAACGGUGCCUAACAAGCUGCUGCGGAUUAGUCAACAUGGAGACAUUCUGUAUUCCAUGAGAUUGACUAUUAAGGCGAAGUGUCCGAUGGAACUUCGAAAUUUCCCGAUGGAUCGUCAGUCGUGUCCGCUUAUUCUGGGAAGCUAUGCAUACUCAAACCAGCAAUUAGUGUACCAGUGGCAAAAUUCUGAGAGCGUCAACUUCGUGCCCGGGAUGACUCUAUCACAGUUUGAUCUCAUAAGCUUCCCGUACAGAAACUUUACUUUCACAAGACGAGAAGGUGAUUUCUCAGUGCUUCAAGUAUCAUUUAAUCUUCAGCGGCACACUGGAUAUUUUCUCAUUCAAGUGUACGUGCCCUGCAUACUGAUCGUGGUUCUCUCCUGGGUGUCAUUCUGGAUACAUCGGGAGGCUACUUCAGACCGUGUCGGCCUCGGCAUCACGACGGUGUUGACUCUGUCCACAAUAAGCCUGGACUCAAGGACUGAUUUACCGAAAGUGCGUUACGCAACCGCCCUAGAUUGGUUUUUAUUGAUGAGCUUUUUCUAUUGUAUCGCAACCUUGCUCGAGUUCGCUGGAGUACAUUAUUUUACUAAGGUGGGCUCCGGUGAAAUAGUUGUAGAUGACUCGGAAUGGGAGGAAUUGAUUGAGGAAGUGGGCGGCGAUGCGUUUGCAGCCAGACAACUUGCAGUUAGGAGACGAAGCUCCUCCAAAUCUGCUAAUAACUAUAGCCUCUCAUACCCAGCCCAAAGCAAUAGUUCUGGUGAGAGUGACCUGCAAGCUCACGAGGAACAACCAUCAGUUCGUCUGACGAUGGAGCGCACCACACAAACGGAAAACCGCGUGCCUCGUUGGCGUCAGUUAUUGUACUGCUUGGCUGGUGAUGACCAAUAUAGGAGACAAAGGCAACGAGAAGCUGGUAACCGAGGACAUAUCAACAGUGUAUCACACAUUGACAAAGCGGCUCGAGUCUUGUUUCCAGCUUCAUUCGCUCUUCUCAACCUGUUCUACUGGAUGAUAUACGCCUUCACAGAUGACGAUUUUGCCUGGAGUGACAACCCUAUCAAUCGCGUUUAA